Molecule: messenger RNA, 3026 nt
Organism: Neurospora crassa OR74A
Lineage: Eukaryota; Fungi; Ascomycota; Sordariomycetes; Sordariales; Sordariaceae
Exons: 2
Coding region: 372-2219 (615 amino acids)
Biological process (GO): phospholipid transport; mitochondrion organization
Cellular component (GO): ERMES complex
Molecular function (GO): lipid binding
Source: RefSeq, a predicted model, not a curated record
CCUGACCCCAUUGUAAUCUCCAACUCCCGCCGACCUCAGCACGUGAACUUACCUACAACACCCGCUACCCCGGGCAAUUCUGCCAAUUCUACAAUACCAAACCGCACAACCUCGGACCUCCAGGUCUCUUUUCCGCAACAUCCUUCGAUCGGGGACUCGAAUACCUACUGUCACCACUGCUGCGCGACCGAUCCCGAGCGCAUCGUCGAACGCAUUGUCCAUUUUGGGUUGCAUUCCGAGCUCCGUCAUUGCUGGCAAUUUGGCCAGCAAUCUUCGACGACCCAGCGUCUCCUCCGCACCGACGGAAGCAACCAUUAUUCAACACCCGCCCUCCGAUUGCCAUGUCUGACUAAAGACAACGCCAACUCAAUAUGGCCUUCAACUUCAACUGGUCGCCGCUGACGGCCGAUGCCGGCUUCUACGAACGGGCACGCGACCUCCUCACGACAGCCUUGAACAAGUCGCCCAAGCCCCCGAUCAUUGUCGAUGACAUCUUCGUGACCGAACUCAACCUUGGCUCCGUGCCGCCCGACCUGGAGAUUUUGGAAAUAGGAGAUUUGGCAGAGGACAGGUUCCGCGGCAUUUUCAAAAUGUGCUAUUCUGGCGACGCCUUCUUGACUUUGGCAACACGAGUGCAGGCGAACCCGCUAAACACGUACAUAUCCGCCAAACCCAGCUUCACGUCACCAGAACCCCUGACGGCAUCGUCAUCGCUUACAAUACCGCUUCAGAUCACCCUGUCCGAGAUCAAGCUGUCGGCCUUCAUCAUCCUAGUUUUCUCCAAGCAAAAGGGCCUCACAAUAGUCUUUCGAAAUGACCCUCUCGAGUCUCUCAAGGUCUCUUCGACCUUCGACUCCAUUCAGUUCGUUAGGGAUUACCUUCAAAAAACCAUCGAGAUGAAGUUGCGAGACCUGAUCAUGGAUGAACUUCCAGCAAUCAUCCAUCGUCUCUCGCUUCAACUGUGGUGCCCGGAUCAGGUUCCAAAGGAGGACGAGGAAGCCAAGGAGGAAAGUGAUGCGGCGAUAAACCCGCUGGCAACACCACCACUUGACGCUGUGGAUGCGCAUGGCCAUCGUCUGGAUCCUGCCGAGAUUUCGUCACUAUCUCUUGACGGGGGUCCCGAGACACAAUCGUUGUUCUCACAAAAGAACCUCGAAAAGAUGGAUGCCCUUGCCAGUGCUCACCGUACCUCAUCUCUAUUGACACCGAACAUUCUUGAGGUAGUGUUCAGAGCUUGGGCUGGGCAGUCUGACAAGCCUGAUGCCACAGCUACUCCGGCAUCUACGCCCAACCUCCACCGGACGUCUUCGUACCAGGGAAGUGUACAUACUUAUACUUUCUCUGAUAACAGCAGUCAGGCUAGUGGUCACGCUCUGUCCAGGCCGACCUUGGUGAGUAUGGGAUCCGCCACUACGGGCUUGUCUCUGGGCUCUGGUAGGCAUUCCAAGGCGGGCCGCAAGAAGAAGAUGCGGGUCGUCAACCUGCGUAGCAAGACGGCAGUGAGUGAGCCUGUCAGUGAGAUCGGUAGCACCAGCAGCCAAGCUGGCGAUAGCCACACUGAGGCUUCGACUCGUACACCCAUGUCUGAACCUGUCAUUCCUACAACAAUACGGGAGGUACCAGAAGAUGAUCUGGCUGCAUCCCAGAGCAAGGUGAGGUUCAGGCCUCCCACAGACGCUACUACAUCUGCCAGGGCUUCUGAAUCGUCUGGUCCGCGUGCUGCUGUCCCAAGUGUGCCCGUGACUGCCCAGCCCUCGCGGGCUACCUCUUCCCAGGAACAUGUGUAUACUCGCCAGCCUUCCAUGUUCCCUAGCAGCCCAGCUCCACAAACGUCGGCGCAGGAGAUGCCGCCGUCGUAUUCCAGCAGAGUGUCCGAAAAGGCCGAAUCCACUGCGUCGAUCUACGCAGAUGCCAAAGGCCAGCAGCAGCAGUUUCAGCAACAGCAACAACAACAACAACAACAACAACAACAACAACAACAACAACAACAACAACAACAACAACAACAACAACAACAACAACAACAACAACAACAACAACAGUGGGGACGUGCUGGUCCGCAGCCAGAUAUGUCCUCGGUGAUUCUUGAGCAAGCUUGGAUCACCAAAAUUGCGGGUGAGAUUGCCCGCCGUGUGUACGACGAGAAGAACCGCAAUCCUGCUUUUUGGGAGGACAGCCACCAGCAUGACAUUCCUCCACCGGCUUAUGAACCAAGAUAGAUGAGCCUGGGGACUGUCAUAUUGCGGGCGUGUUACGCUCUUCCAUGUGCCGAUCACAUUUUGCCGUACAGUUUUUUCCGCUCCUCCUUUCUUGGUUUUCUUAGGCAAGCGGGCUCUAACUCUUUCUUUGAUAUGAUUUUCCAACGGCGUUUCGGAGGGGUGCAGUCACGAACCGGAACCCCAUGAUCGUUUACUCUUUGAUUUUCAACGCUUUUCUGACGGCGGUGGCACAUUUGGCUUUUGUUUCCAUGGAUUGAUAUCAUUGGUUUGUGGGUUGGUGAUGGGCCUACAAAAAGAACGAACAUCACAUAGAAAAAGGGGGUUGUUUGGGUUCUUUCUUUUCUGUUUUCUUGGAGAGCAGUACAUAGUGUACUUCUAGAGAAGGGAGAAGAGGAAGAGAUGAUGACAGUAAAGAGCGAAGGGCAGAGGGGGGGGGAAAAAAAGUUUUUUGUUCUUUUUUUAAGAUACACCAUGAGGGAUGGACCGCCACAGCCAGGCGAACGGACAGACAAGCAGACGAAGAAGGGCGGAGGAAGAUGAUGUGACGGUAUGGGAAGGAUAAGUUUACAAUACCCCAGGGUUAUUAUGCGACUCCUCACUCCGUUGUACUACUAUGGAACAUCCAUAUGAACCUGCAUCAUGUCAACGUUGUUCAAAUUUCCAACUACAUGAUAUCUGUGGCGAUAGCAUGUCUUGGUUAUUGGAAAUUUACUGACAUUCUACUUUAUGUUGUAAUUGGGUAUAUAUCUUCUAAAUGCCACGAGUUCAUUACAGGUUUGAUCUUUCUAGUCUAGCAAGACCUUCGCU